UGACAAACACGCACAGCAGGCCAGCAGGAACACAAUUGAAAGUCGGAAAAUAUUUAUAGCCGAAAAGACGGUAGAAAGGAGCCGCAAUUCCGACAUAUCUGCCGCUGUAAGUCUUUCUUUCUAUGAUUUGUAUUCUAUGUACUGGUGGAAGAUGAAGAUGCUUAGUUGUAAUACUCGUAUGUUGUUUUCUAGAUACAAAUUGCAAAACCCCCUAUGCUUCAUUACUAAAUGCAACACUUUCAAAUUCUACUUUUCUACAAGUGCAAUAACAGAUUCGUCGUCAAUAGCAGAUUGUUUACCAUUAACCCGUAAACCAAACCAAACGUACCCGGUAUAUCGUGAACGCGGAAUAGAAUCAUCAAGUGGAGCUGAUUCUUUUGUUAAACUGUUUCAACAAUUUGGAUUUUCUGAUACACAUAUUACUCGAAUUUUGUCCAAACAACCGGCCAUACUUGCGUACCGACCUCAAAAGUACCUGAAACCGAAGCUCGAUUUCCUGAUUUCGGUUACCUCUUGUGAAACAGAUGUGGUGAACAUAGUCACCAAAAACCCCUUUAUUCUCACUAGGAGUCUUGAUAAUCACCUGCGACCCCUUUUCGAUUCCCUUAAGUCUGCUGCAGGGAGUAACGAAAAUGCAGCUGCGGUUAUCAAAUGCAACCCUUUUAUGCUUUCGUUUUGCAACUCUUCGUCUUUCGUCAGGAAUGUUCAGUUUUUACAAACAGUUGGUGUGCCGCGCAAUCAGAUAUUGAAAAUGAUCACUAAAUAUGGUCAAUCUGUUGGGGUGAAGCAUGAUAAAUUUUGUAAAGUUGUACUAAAGGUUAAGGAUAUGGGUUUUGAUUUGUCUUCGUCUUAUUUUCGGGAAGCAGUGCUGUGCUUGAGUUUUUUGACCGAAUCUGCUUGGGAAUCUAGAUGUGAGGUUUAUAGAAGCUUUGGUCUCUCUAAUCACGAUAUCAUCACUAUGUUCAAAAAGCAACCUGCUGUCAUGAGUUUUUCGGAGAAAAGAAUUUGGGAAAUGUUGGACUUCUUUGUUCAUAGAUUGCGAUGGAGUCCAUCUAGGUUGUCAACUACACCUAAUGUUUUUUUAUUUGGCUUAGAGAAGAGAAUUAUUCCACGUUGUUCAGUUCUGCAAGCUUUGGUGUCAAAUAAAUGUGACAUAAAGGAUAUCAUGCUACAAACAAUAUUGAAAAUGGAUGAAAGCAGGUUCUUGAAGACCUUUGUCACUAAAUAUGAGGAUAAAGUUCCUGAGAUAAUGGAUGCAUACCAAGGUAAGUUGACAUUUGGUGACUACAAUUUCGAAUCAGAAAGUAAGGGUAAGAUUAAAAUCAUCAAUAGUAACAGAACCAUCUCUACUAUGGCAACAACGGAUUCUUUAGCUUUAUCUCCCCUAUUGCUCGAGCAAUCCUCUGAUGAGAAGGGACACGAGUCAGUUAUUAAAUUAUUUAAAUCAUUUGGAUUCUCUGAAAACCAUGUUGCUAGAAUCGUUCGUAAACAACCAAGCAUCAUUUCCUUCCAUCCUCAGAAGUCUGUUAAGCCAAAGCUUGAUUAUCUGUUUUCUAUCACCCAAUCACGAUCAGAAGUAUUCGAUGUAGUCGCCAAAAACCCUGUUAUACUCGGAAGAAGUUUAAAGAAUCACAUAAUACCCUUUUUCACCUCACUUGGAACGCUGACGGGUAAUGACCAACAUGUGUUUGCUGCAAUUAAACGCAACCCAUAUUUGCUUUCAAAUUGUGUUUCAACAACUUUCUUGCACAAUAUUGACUUUCUGCAAAAACUUGGGGUGCCCCAAAUUCAGAUAAUGAAACUUAUCACCGAAUAUGGUCAAUCAAUAGGGGGGAGUCAUGCAAAAUUCCGUAAAGUUGUGCUGAAGGUCAAGGAUAUGGGGUUUGAUCUUUCUUCAUCGUGUUUUCUCGAUGCAGUUCGAUCCUUUAGUUUUUUAUCGGACUUGGCUUGGGAAUCUAGAUGUGAGAUGCUUAGAAGCUUCGGUUUCUCUGAUCAUGAUAUCAGUUCCAUGGCCAAGAAGCAACCUGUUAUCAUGAAUUUUUCUGAGAGAAGAAUGCGGGACCUGUUGGAGUUCUUUGUUCAGAAAUUGCGAUGGAGUGCAACUAAGUUGUCAACUUCACCUAAUAUUCUUAGGUACAGCUUAGAAAAGAGGAUUAUUCCAAGGUGCUCGGUUCUGCAAGCCUUAGCGUUAAAUAAUUGCAACAGCAAGAGGUUGUUGCUAACAUAUAUAGUGAAAAUGACUGAAAGCAGGUUUCUGGAACGCUUCGUCACUGCAUAUAAGGAUGAAGUUCCUGAGGUAAUGGAUGCGUACCGAGGUAAGUUGAGAUUUGAUGAAUUCAAUUUUGAAAGUGAAAGCUAAAUUUAGGGCUUACUAUGGACUUAGAGACACUUAUCUCUUUCUUACUUGAAAAUUAUCGAUUCAGUGAAUCUCCACCAUGUGGUAUGCUAAUCAUCUGGAUACAAUUAUGUUCCUGCUCACUUCACUAAAAUUCACAAAGAUAACGAUAGGCUUGUGUAUUUUGCAAAGCAAUAUAAUCGAAUUAUGGGUCACACACAGUACGUCCUAGAUAUGGUAGCACAUAGAGCAUGGGAUUUUGUUCUUUUAUGAUAGGCACAAUUUUUUGUGACUUUCUAAAAAUUUGUUAUUGCAAGAAUUUAUGAUUUCCUGGUGCAUGAUGGAGUAGUUGUCGGGCACAAUGAAACUGGUAAGAAUGUAAGGUCUUUGUCAAAGAAAGAAAAGAAAAGGAACAAUAGUGUUGAUGAAUUACUUUCAUGUUAAAUGACCUUUUCUAUACUAAAAACUUUGCUUGCACUCAUAUGUGAUACUUGAUUUUAUUCUUCUUCUUAAUGCUGAAAGAAUUUCUUUGAUAAUGAAUUUUUUAGGUCUGUUAGUUGGAAUAUUAUGAGAAAUGCUAACCUUUCUGUAACAUUUAGAUGUCCACAGUGAAUAUAUUAAUUUAAAGGCCCUGGUUCGCCUGAAAAAGAAAAAGGCCCUGUUAGAUUGAGAACUCUUUUUUAACCUGAGAAUUUGAUAACUCUUUGGGGCUGUUUGGUUUAACUUAAAAGAAGUGCUUAUUGAUUAUAAGUGAGAAAUUAUUUACAAGUAAAAAGUAACAUUUAAUUUAUGUGUUUGGAUAAAUUGUUUUUGGAUUUACAACUUAUCAGGUGUAAUAAUUAUUAAUAUAAUAAUAAAUUAUUAUCUAAUUAUCUUUUAAAGUGGUCAUUUACACUUCUGUAAAAUCAAAUUUCAAAAAUAAAAAUAAGCUACUAAAAAAGGCAGGAUUUUCAACUUCUCAUCUUCUGUGACUUAUUAGUCAGAAGUUAACUUCUAAGUUCUUUACGCAAAUGGUACAAAUAAGCUGCUUCUAACUUAUAAGCCCAGAAGCUGGGCUUUUAAGCCCAGCCAAACACAUCCCGCUAAAAUGAAAUUGAAAUUUAUUUUUGCUUUACUAUAUAAUUAAGCUGAACUUUUUUUUUUUUUUAAUUUUCUCAUUGUUGAUAAUUAAGUACAAAUAUGCACUCAUUAAUCGGGCAAGCUGGCAGACUACGCUAUGAGUUCAUAUAUACAAGUUACUCUGACCUUUUCUAUACGUCAAUCAAUAAUCUGGACUGGCAGUAACCUGAUGAAAUUUGACUGUAGAGAAAGAUCAAUCUUCUUAGAGGAGUUUUGCAUCUUAUAAUUUUAAAAUCUUCAGUUACUUUGCAUUGAAACCAUCCUAGUAUAGUUUGCAGAAUCCUAGUAUGUGAAACAUUAGUUUUUUCGUUUGUUUGGCAACUUUGCACAGUGAAUAGUGUUCUGUAGUUACAAAUGUUUUGAGUAAAUGUAGUGAAAAGUGUUUUGUAAUUUUGCUAAGUGAACUGUGAAACGCUGAUAAUAGGUUAUGUUUGUUUCGUUAGUUUGCAUAGUAAGUAAACAAUGUCUUAAUUUGCUUAAAUGUUGUAGAUAAUGUUCUUAAGGUGUUGGUUUAUUGGCACUGGAAGUGUUGGUUAGGUAAAUUGGGGAUUCGUGAGCGCGUAAAAUAGUGCUUGAAUUAAUUUUGUUAUAUAUUACAGGCUCAGCAUUAUACAACAAGUGGACGACUCUAUAUUUAUAAAGGAUCUUGUAAAUGUAUUUUGUACUCUAUAAAGUCGUAUGUAGUUGUGACUUAAAUGUA
Daucus carota subsp. sativus is the source of this 4154-nucleotide messenger RNA. RefSeq lists its product as uncharacterized. Gene Ontology annotation, molecular function: double-stranded DNA binding. NCBI's taxonomy places the organism in Eukaryota, Viridiplantae, Streptophyta, Magnoliopsida, Apiales, Apiaceae. Bases 137 to 2359 code for a protein of 740 amino acids. Gene Ontology annotation, biological process: regulation of DNA-templated transcription. The transcript has a single exon. The record is from RefSeq and is a predicted model, not a curated record.